Messenger RNA from Mya arenaria, 2388 nucleotides. RefSeq lists its product as uncharacterized. NCBI's taxonomy places the organism in Eukaryota, Metazoa, Mollusca, Bivalvia, Myida, Myidae. The record is from RefSeq and is a predicted model, not a curated record. The transcript is spliced from 2 exons. Bases 129 to 2273 code for a protein of 714 amino acids. Gene Ontology annotation, molecular function: protein binding.
GUAAAUUGUCACAAGAUAAUAUAAUUAUCAUUGUUCCUCUGUGAAUGAUGGAGAACCCGUCCGAGUUAAACAGGAUCAUGUUUCCACGCCUGUCGAGGGCAUUUGGCGAUAUCGGCGUCUACAGUUAGAUGAGAAAUAUGGAGGACCUGCCCGAGUUUUACCCGUCUAUGUCCCUCCGCCUGUCAAGGGCGUUGAGCGACAUAGGGGUCAACAGUUGGAUGGUGAAGAGAAGAAGGAGAACUUUUCUAAUGCUAGAGGUGGGACGGACAAUCGGUGAAAAACAAGAAGGACGUGAUGUUACCACUUUCCAUUUCGGGAGUCAGUCAGAGGGAACAACAACGCCGGGACUAAACUCCGAUGUUGACGAAUUAGUUUGCUUUAACAAAAUCAAUAUCAUGGCCUCAUGGUCUGAAUGGAAGUUCGGGAGGAUAAACUACCUGAUGGUAAAGGAGGAGACGUGCUCUCCACAACAUUAUCUUCUACAAGAGAUCAGACCAGACUCACCUGAACCUGCCAUAAAUCCAAGUAAUAUUUAUAGUGUAGUUGACAGAAACGGUCGUGUAUUACAUGCCAACAUAGAAACUAGAGAUGUCAUAAAAAAACUUUCAGAACAAUUUAAUUCACCUUACUACUCCAAUGGCCCAUCUCAUAGUAUUUCUGAAAUGUUUGACUUUGUUCAAGCGUAUCGGAGCAGGUCACUUCCACCAGAAUGUCUCCAGUGGUUUGAACGGCCAAGGCCCAGUAACUGGCCGACACCAGAACUGUUCAGAGAAGUCAGGGAGUGUGGGUGUUUUCUUGUUCCUGAUGGACACUUUAACAGCCUUGACAAAGAUGUGGAAUGGAGAAUUACUCCUAGUCUUAUUGAAAGGACACUGAUGUUCAGCAUGAAAACAUUACAGCUUAAGUGUUAUGUGGUCCUCAAGAUUCUCAAAUCUCACUUCAUCAACCCCUGUUUGAAUAAUAAAGGAAAAUUGACAAGCUUUCACUGCAAAACUGCUCUCUUUUUCGCCGCGGAAGGGAUGCCGCCCGGAAUGUGGGAGGAAGACCGCCUGAUGGAAUGCAUUGUUUAUUGUUUGAAAAUGUUGCUUGGUUGGGCGAACACUGGAAUGUGCCCUCACUACAUUGUAGCAGGCGUGAAUCUUUUCCAUGGAAAAUUUACCAAUCCGCAGUUAAAAAAUCUUACUGAGAUCCUUUCAAAUAUCAUUGAAAAUCACUUAUCAAUACUCGCGUGCAUACAGGCAGACGAUUUAGGCAACCGGAUUGUGAUCACACAUAUCAGAACCGUUCGAUACAGUGAAGGAUGUCGUAUAUCAACAAACAAUAGUACAUGUAGGUGGAUUAGUGUUUUCGCUCACUUUGCAAUGAAUAAGGAUCUUCUGGAGAUUCUAUCUAUGACGCCUGAUUUGAUGCCUGAACAAAUGAGUACAUUCCUCGGCCUAUAUUUUCAAACAGUGUGCACACUUUCAUUUGGGUUGCCGUUUCCCCUAAGAGAAAUAUGCUUCCGCUAUACUUCGAAACUAAUUCUGAGCGUUUUGGCAUCCACUGCUGCAUCAUGUUGCAUAUGGAAUGGUUAUAAUGUUCCUAGAAAUAUACUGUCUCUGUUUGAAAGUUCCCUACAUACUGACGUGGCCUCAUCAAGACUAAAAUUGGCUUCUUUUUUCUUCUGUCAUAAUGAGCUUGAGAGAGCAGCAGACGUGCUGAAUGAUGUUGAACGUAGAUAUGACGAUAGCGUGCAAGCCGUAUGUGGAUGUGGUAGAAUGGAUCCUUUUGAAACAAAACAUCACAAACCACUGUGCACUAAUAGUGUUGUCGAUAACGAUGAUGUUCUCUUAACAAAUAAUACCGCGUUAUGUGUUCGCUACAUGAGACAGGAAGUCUUCUGUGCACCACCGAUAUUGCGCUACGAGAUGGUGAGGGGAAUAGGCGUGGAUAUCAAUCAUAGAGAUCGUAAUGAACAAAAAUGGAUGAAGUGGGCCGUUGUGGACGCCCUGCCCUACCUCUACUAUCUGCAGUACCUGACAUUCCGCGGUCUUGGUCAACGAAUAGGGCGACUACAAGCAUUCAUCAACUUAGGAAACUGCUUCCUUGACCACAGCUUUUAUUCCCAGCUCUUCCAUCGAACGACGUUUUACAACCUUUUGGGACACUGCCUGGAGAUGGAGCGCAAACCAGAGAAGGCGUUACAACUGUACAGGGCAUCUGUCGAAGAGAAGCCUAGGAACAACGCGGCACACUGGCAUAUAUAUAGACUGAAUCAUGGCUACGAGAUUUAGAUGUUACAAUUUAGUGUAAAUAUAUAGUGACUACACAGACAUCGAAUGAUAUCAUCGUGCAUAAUUUCCUUACAUUGUGAUUGUUAUAAAAUAACAACAACUGCCUUUUCACUGA